This is a messenger RNA of Heterobasidion irregulare TC 32-1, 3252 nucleotides long. RefSeq lists its product as uncharacterized. NCBI's taxonomy places the organism in Eukaryota, Fungi, Basidiomycota, Agaricomycetes, Russulales, Bondarzewiaceae. The record is from RefSeq and is a predicted model, not a curated record. The coding region runs from base 44 to 1453 and encodes 469 amino acids. Gene Ontology annotation, biological process: mitotic cell cycle; microtubule cytoskeleton organization. The transcript is spliced from 30 exons. Gene Ontology annotation, cellular component: microtubule; cytoplasm. Gene Ontology annotation, molecular function: GTP binding; structural constituent of cytoskeleton; GTPase activity.
AUUGCAUUCACCUCCUCUUUCUUCACCUUGACACCUAUCAACAAUGCCUCGCGAAAUAUUGAACGUUCAGGUCAGCCAGGCUGGAAAUCAAGUAGGGGAGAGUUUUUGGACCAUGCUGCUUGCCGAGCAUGGUCUUGAUCUGGAUGGGAUCUACCAUGGGACAGACCCAUUGCAGUUGGAGCGGGUUGAAACCUACUUCUCGGAGGCCCAAACUGCCGAUGGAGUUACAAAAUACGUUCCGCGUAGCGUGCAGAUCGAUUUGGAGGCGGGUGUAUGCAAUCGCCUGCGCUCGGGACCUCUGGGCGGCUUGUUUCGCCCGGAUACAUACAUCACUGGCGAGUCUGGAGCAGGGAACAACUGGGCAAAGGGCUACUACACGGAAGGUGCCGAGCUGGUUGACUCUAUCACCGAGGUGAUUCGGAAGCAGAGUGAGGCAUGCGAUGCUCUGCAGGGUUUCCAGAUUCUGCAGUCCUUAGGCGGAGGUUCAGGAGCAGGUCUCGGGUCUUUGCUUCUGUCGAAACUUCGAGAGGAGUUCCCCGACCGCAUGGUCUCAACUUUCUCUGUCCUGCCGUCGCCGAAGUUGUCAGAGACUGUCGUUGAGCCUUACAACGCCCUUCUCUCUGUCCAUCAAUUAGUCGAGAACAGCGAUCUGACCAUCUGCAUCGAUAACGAAGCCCUGUAUGACAUCUCAACACGAACGCUGAAACUUAAGAGUCCAUCAUUCACUGAUCUGAAUGUGCUUAUUGCACAAGUCAUGUGUGGGGUGUCGACAAGUCUUCGCUUUCCCGGUCAACUGAACGGCGAUCUACGCAAGCUUGGACUCAACUUGAUCCCUUUCCCUCGUCUACACUUCUUAAUGCCGAGCUAUGCUCCUUUCCAAGAUCUCAAAACGCAGUCCUUCACUCGUUCUUCCGUCGCCGAGUUGACUAGCGCCCUUUUCGACCGUCGUAACCUCCUCGUCGGUUGUGAUCCUCGUUACGGGCGCUAUUUGACCGCGGCGACUAUCUUCCGUGGACCUAUAUCUUCUCGUGAAGCUGAAUAUACUGUCUUGGAUCUUCAAAAGAAGAACUCUAACAUCUUUGUGGAAUGGAUUCCCGAUAACGUAUCAGUAACGCUCUGUUCGGUGCCCCCAGUCAAACAAAAGCAGGCUGCAACGUGCCUUGCAAAUUCCACCGCCAUUCAGGAGGUAUUCAAACGCACACUGGAUCAGUUCACCGUAAUGUACAAGCGCCGCGCUUUCUUGCACUGGUACACAGGCGAAGGCAUGGAUGCAAUGGAGUUCUCCGAGGCUGAGAGCAACACUCAGGAUUUGAUUGCCGAGUAUCAACAGUACCAAGAAGCUUCAGUCGAAGUUGAAGACGUUGAAGAAGAAUACGAAGAGCCAGAGGCGGAGCAUUAUGCAGAGGAGCCUACCGAGCAGUACGCUGAGUCAGAGGAGCAGCAUGAAGAGUAACAUGCGAAGACAAUAUUCUCAUCUGUUCCCUAACCCUGUUUCGUCUUUGGAUUUUACUUACAACCUUCCUCUUAGUGUUCUACAGUUAAUGACGACAUAUCGCGUAAAUUUGUCUUGCAAUCGAUUUUGCUAAUGGUCUCAGUACCUUGCAUUCGCCCUUGUCAUUCCACAGUCUUCUGGAGGUCUUUCGGCUCCGGUGUGCCAGAUUUGAAUGUUUGCGUUCUCAUGCAUAUAGGCCUUGAGCGUAGAAUGCAAUAUUUAGCACGCAGGCCAAAAUGUGACCUUACCAAUAGUGGCUGAUACAGGUUUUGGGCGAGUGUGUUACUUUAUCUUAUCCUUGCAUGGACACCUGACCUACUAUAUACCACUGGCAGCUUGUCAACGUUUUAGACUGUGUUGGCCGAGGCUAUCUAACUUCAUAACCCAUGAUUUCAAUAUCUGACAUUCAUCCGACAAUUCACCGACGUCCACUAAUGACCGGUAUCUCAGUCUCUCCUUUCCACCUUUCGACCCUCCAGUCCUAAAUGAGUAAACUACUUGCACUCAAAGAUUGCGGCGUUCCCUUUAUAGUUGCAGGAUUCACGCCCCACGACGUCUUUCACAAAGGAGUCACGUAUCCUGCGAACGAAUCUUCGCAUUUUCUAGGGAUUCUCAUGUGACCCUUUAAUAGCUUUCUAAUUCGGACCGAAGACUCUUCUAUCUCCAGGAGGAAUGAGGCUCGACACGUAUAAAUGAGAUGUACAUCGAGACGAGCAGGGUUCACUGAACGUUCGAGAGAGAUGGCUGCCCUCGAUCCUCAUAUGCCCCUCCGCUUUGUAGACCUCAAGCGCGAGAUCGCCGCUUCCUACCCCAAUUUCGAGGCUCGUGCGACGCGCGCGUGGGGUGAAAUUGUCGAGCAUCUACAUGAGAGCACGAAAGAUAUCAUCGAUUCGGGGUCAGAUGUCGUUCCUCAAGUUCGCUUCGAGGACCUUGGAAAGCUGACACCUCAGGAGAUCGACAACAUCAAGAAACGGGGCUGCGUCGUUAUCAGGGAUGUGGUGGAUGACGCAGAGGCCCUUGCUUGGAAGACCUCUCUUGAGGAAUUUGUGAAGGCGAACCCUAGUGCCCCAGGAUUCCCAGAGACAAACAAGCAGUUCUUUCAUCUAUAUUGGACAAGGGCACAAGUUCUGGCGCGGUCUCAUCCCAAUCUUCUUGAAGCCACGACGUGGUUGAAUAAGCUCUAUCACAUCAAAGGCCAGGAUGACUUGAAAGAUGUAGAUCUAUCGACUCCCCUGAUAUACGCAGACCGGUUCCGCAUCCGACACCCUGGCACUCAAUGGGAUGCUCAUCCCCCUCAUGUCGAUGGUGGUGCUAUCGAACGAUGGGAGGAUGAGACAUUCCGAACGUGCUUCUCCGAUAUAUUGAACGGAAACUGGAAGCGCCAUGACCCUUAUGAACUCGAAGGCCGCAUCAAUGCCAGGAACUCAAUUUAUGGACGACCAAACCAGGCUAGCGUAUUCAGGACAUUCCAGGGUUGGCUUGCUAUGAGUGAGACGGCUCCUCACGAAGGCACGCUCAAAGUAUUUCCCGAUGUCGUUGCAUCGAACGCAUACAUGAUCCUUCGACCCUUCUUUCGCCCCAUUGCCUCGCCUGUGUCUCAGGAUGCUCUUGAUCCCAAGAACUGGGAAUACGACAUUUCUACACCGGAUUUUCCUGGCAUAUUCAAACGCGACGGCGGGUUCACAGGCCCACGACCGAACCCCGAAAGUCAUCCCCACUUCAGGUUAGAAGACACUAUGACCCCCGUUCCCAAAGUGUAC